Messenger RNA from Nematocida minor, 1053 nucleotides. Its product is annotated as protein farnesyltransferase subunit beta. Gene Ontology annotation, cellular component: protein farnesyltransferase complex. NCBI's taxonomy places the organism in Eukaryota, Fungi, Microsporidia. The record is from RefSeq and is a predicted model, not a curated record. The coding region runs from base 1 to 1053 and encodes 350 amino acids. Gene Ontology annotation, molecular function: protein farnesyltransferase activity. Gene Ontology annotation, biological process: protein farnesylation. The transcript has a single exon.
AUGUACAGUGACGAAGGUAAGCCCACAAAAACCUCGAUAGAUGCUCUCCACUUGAACUCCACCAUUAAAAACAAGUGCAACACUUUGCUAAACAAGGAGUCCCAUUUGAAGUACAUUAUCAAACAAAUGAACAAAGUGCUUCCCAUUGACUACAGCAUGCUUAUUCCCUGGGUUGGCGCGUGGAUGUCAAACGGUCUGUACGUUAUACUGGGCAGAGAGGCAUUCUACUCAAGCUUGGCCUCUGGAGAGAUACAUAAACUGCACAAAAUAGCAAAUCAGAUAAUAAACCUGCAGGGUAAAGGCACAGGAGUCAGCGGAGGAGAGGGACAGCUGCCUAAUCUAGGAAAUACAUACGCUGCACUAGUCCUACUGCGCACACUCAAUAGGCUGGAUGAAAUAGACAAAAAAGGAGUCAUCAGUUUUAUCAAAGAAAUGAAGGUGGAAGCCGGGUUUACAAUGUACAAAGACGGGGAAGUGGACCCUAGGUCGAUAUACUGUGCAGUGGCCUCGUACUCUAUCCUGUUCUCAGAAGAGAUAAAAACAAAGUCGCAAUUUAAUCCUCUGCAAACAGAAGAGGGAAAAGAAAUAUUCUCAGAGCUUCCCGAGAUAGUGGGCAAUCUGCAGACAUAUGAAGGAGGAUUUGCAGCCAGUCCGGGAGAAGAAGCACACGGAGGGUACACUUACUGCGCCAUAGCUGCACUGAAAAUACUAGAAAGCGAAAUACCGAAUGAAAAUCUUCUGAAAAAAUGGCUGCUAGACAGACAGGAUGCGAUAACACACGGCUUCAAUGGAAGAACAAACAAAGGCGUAGACUCGUGCUACAACUUCUGGGUGGGCGCGUGUUUUAAGAUGAUUGGUCUUCCGAUCUACUCGGAUGAAGGCCUUGUCCGGUACACUCUCUCCAACUGCCAGGAUGAAAACGGAGGAGUAAAAAACAUCCCAGAAUCUCGCCCAGACAUUUACCACACGGCAUAUGCGCUGCUGGGGCUAUACAUAAUAAACGAAAGCGACUUCAACUGCAUUCUAGGCCUUCCUGUGCAGAUGAAUAUGUAG